Molecule: messenger RNA, 2630 nt
Organism: Carcharodon carcharias (great white shark)
Lineage: Eukaryota; Metazoa; Chordata; Chondrichthyes; Lamniformes; Lamnidae
Exons: 8
Coding region: 6-2630 (874 amino acids)
Biological process (GO): nucleosome assembly
Cellular component (GO): nucleosome
Molecular function (GO): structural constituent of chromatin; protein heterodimerization activity; DNA binding
Source: RefSeq, a predicted model, not a curated record
GCAUCAUGUCUGGUAGAGGGAAAGGAGGCAAAGGACUGGGGAAAGGUGGAGCGAAGCGGCACCGCAAAGUGCUUCGCGAUAACAUCCAGGGCAUCACCAAACCGGCCAUCCGCCGCCUGGCUCGCCGUGGCGGUGUCAAGCGCAUUUCGGGUCUGAUCUACGAGGAGACCCGCGGGGUGCUGAAGGUUUUCCUGGAGAAUGUGAUCAGGGAUGCUGUCACCUACACCGAGCACGCCAAGCGGAAGACGGUCACCGCUAUGGAUGUGGUGUACGCUCUGAAACGCCAGGGCCAGCGGCUUCAUCAUUCUCAGAGUCUGUGUUCCACAGUGUUUGUUAUCAUGGCCAGGACCAAGCAGACAGCGCGCAAGUCGACCGGAGGGAAAGCUCCCCGCAAGCAGCUGGCGACCAAAGCUGCCCGCAAGAGCGCUCCAGCCACGGGCGGCGUGAAGAAGCCCCAUCGCUACAGGCCCGGCACUGUGGCUCUGCGGGAGAUCCGCCGCUACCAGAAAUCCACCGAGCUGCUGAUCCGCAAACUGCCCUUCCAGCGCCUGGUGCGGGAGAUCGCUCAGGACUUCAAGACCGACCUGCGCUUCCAGAGCUCGGCCGUCAUGGCCCUGCAGGAGGCCAGCGAGGCUUACCUGGUGGGGCUCUUUGAGGACACCAACCUGUGCGCAAUCCACGCCAAGCGGGUCACCAUCAUGCCCAAAGACAUCCAGCUGGCCCGCCGUAUCCGCGGGGAAGGCGCCGGACUUCUUGGGCAGCAGCACGGCCUGGAUAUUAGGCAGCACCCCGCCCUGAGCGAUGGUCACCCCUCCCAGCAGCUUGUUGAGCUCCUCGUCAUUGCGGACGGCCAGCUGCAGGUGCCUGGGGAUGAUGCGGGUCUUCUUGUUGUCCCGGGCCGCGUUGCCGGCCAGCUCGAGGAUUUCAGCCGUCAGAAAACAAUAGGCCUGAUGCUGCACGUGAACCUAGCCCAGCUCACUUCUGAUAAAAAGACUACGACAGCGGUCAACUACUUCCGCUCCAUACAGAUCGUCACAAAGUGUUUUGUUCUGCACCUGAUGGCUUCUAUUUCAGUCGAAAAGGAGAGGACAUGUCAGCGAUCGGGUGAAGGAGCCGCAGUAAAUCGGGUUUUAAUCGAAAUGGGAGUCUUCAAUUCGCGAAAAAUAUUUUCGACAGCAAACAUUGCAAUUUACUCAGUGCCGCCACCAGCGGCUUCAUUUCUCACCCCGUUCACGUUGACAGAGACACUUUUUUGUGCAGAGUCCCGGAACAUGACCGACACCGCAGCCGCCGAAACCGCUCCUCCAGCCGCUCCCGCCGCCCAGGUCAAGACUCCCAAGAAGAAGAAGAAGGCGGCUCCCCGGAGCGGAGCAGCCGGUCCCAAGCUGGGCGAGCAGAUCCUCAAGGUUGUGGCGGAUUGCAGCGAUCGCAAGGGAAUGUCGCUGCCCGCCAUCAAGAAGGCGCUGCGCGGCAAAGGGCUGGAUGUGGAUAAACUCGGCUCCCAGAUCAAGCAAAGCAUCAAGAGGAAUGUGACGAAUGGCUUCCUGGUUCAGGUCAAGGGCACGGGCGCCUCGGGAUCCUUCAAAGUCCCUAAGAACACAGCCCCGGGAAAAGUGGGGAAGAAGGCGAAGGCAGCAGCUGGCAAGAAAUCUCCAGUGAAGAAAGCGGCAGCCAAGAAGUUGACGGCAAAGAAAGCAGCGGCCAAAAAAACUACAGUCAAGAAAGCAGCAGCCAAGAAAUCCCCAGCCAAGAAAGCAGCAGCUAAGAAAUCCCCAGCCAAGAAAGCAGCAGCCAAGAAAACAGCCAAGAAGUCGGCAACUCCAAAAAAGCCGGUGCAGAAAGCAGCCCCCAAGAAAAAGUCUCCUGCCAAGAAGGUGACGGCCGUCAAAAAAGUGGCCAAGGCGAGGGCCAAAGGAAAAGGAGGCAAAGGACUGGGGAAAGGUGGAGCGAAGCGGCACCGCAAAGUGCUUCGCGAUAACAUCCAGGGCAUCACCAAACCGGCCAUCCGCCGCCUGGCUCGCCGUGGCGGUGUCAAGCGCAUUUCGGGCCUGAUCUACGAGGAGACCCGCGGGGUGCUGAAGGUUUUCCUGGAGAAUGUAAUCAGGGAUGCUGUCACCUACACCGAGCACGCCAAGCGGAAGACGGUCACCGCCAUGGAUGUGACAGACACAGAGCGGCUUCAUCAUUCUCAGAGUCUGUGUUCCACAGCGUUUGUUAUCAUGGCCAGGACCAAGCAGACAGCGCGCAAGUCGACCGGAGGGAAAGCUCCCCGCAAGCAGCUGGCGACCAAAGCUGCCCGCAAGAGCGCUCCAGCCACGGGCGGCGUGAAGAAGCCCCAUCGCUACAGGCCCGGCACUGUGGCUCUGCGGGAGAUCCGCCGCUACCAGAAAUCCACCGAGCUGCUGAUCCGCAAACUGCCCUUCCAGCGCCUGGUGCGGGAGAUCGCUCAGGACUUCAAGACCGACCUGCGCUUCCAGAGCUCGGCCGUCAUGGCCCUGCAGGAGGCCAGCGAGGCUUACCUGGUGGGGCUCUUUGAGGACACCAACCUGUGCGCCAUCCACGCCAAGCGGGUCACCAUCAUGCCUAAAGACAUCCAGCUGGCGCGCCGUAUCCGCGGGGAGCGCGCCUAA